This is a messenger RNA of Fundulus heteroclitus (mummichog), 3261 nucleotides long. RefSeq names its product glycerol-3-phosphate acyltransferase 4. Gene Ontology annotation, cellular component: endoplasmic reticulum. NCBI's taxonomy places the organism in Eukaryota, Metazoa, Chordata, Actinopteri, Cyprinodontiformes, Fundulidae. The record is from RefSeq and is a predicted model, not a curated record. Gene Ontology annotation, biological process: triglyceride biosynthetic process. The transcript has 13 exons. Bases 599 to 1975 code for a protein of 458 amino acids. Gene Ontology annotation, molecular function: glycerol-3-phosphate O-acyltransferase activity.
UUUCCUCUACAAGCAGGCCUCUGCCUCCGCUGGUCGUCCUGCAGUCGUCCGGCGGGUGGAGUCUGGCCGCGGUCAGCGAGACAAAGGCGGAGGGAUGACGGACGGGGGAAGCCGCGCUGCGUCGGCGCCGGGUGUACGACGACUGAAGGUUCCCGUGACGGCCAGCUGCUGAGUCCCCGGAUCUGCGCCGUGCGAGGGAGCCACCUGUGUUUUUGUUACAUUGUUUACUUCUCUGUCAUCCGCGGGGGAUCUGCCCUCUGUACACGCCAGAAGACAUCUGCAACAAGGGUUGGACUCCCCCCCACCACCACCAGCUUCUCUUCACUAGACCCUGAGCUUGGCCCAGUGUUCAUCACACCGAUAGAAAUCCAAGGAUGAUGCCCUAAGGAGGGCGCAGCGUCAAGAUGCUUGGUGGUUUUUCUAUUGAUUUUUCAGGAAGCGUCUGGAGAAGCCCUAUUCUCUGGUGAUCUCAGGGAUGGCUUGUUUGUGAUAAACCCCCCCCACCCGGGGUGGGUCACUUGGGUCCGGACCGUGGAGACCUGUACUUGCAGGAAGUGCAAAAAUCAGUCGCUUGAACUAUAAAAGGAAAGACUCCAGGAUGGAGCUCUUCUUCAACCCCUUUGAUAAUCUGCUGUGCAUCCUGCUGGGCAUCUCCUUCACCGUGUGGUUCACCCUGCUCCUGGUGUUCAUCAUCGUCCCGGCCAUCUUCGGCGUGUCGUUCGGCAUCAGGCGACUGUAUAUGAAGACGCUGCUGAAGAUCUUCGAGUGGGCCACGCUCAGGCUAGAGAGGGGAGCCAAAGAGAAAAAUCACCACCUGUACAAACCGUACUCAAACGCUAUAAUCGCGAGGGAGCCCACCACCUCCUUGGAGGAGGAGAUCAAGGAGAUCCGGCGGAGCGGCAGCAACAAAGACCUGGACUCCGCCUCGGAGUUCGAGAUGUCCGACAUCUUCUACUUCGCCCGCCGUGGGGUGGAGAGCAUCAUGGACGACGAGGUGACCAAGCGCUUCUCCGCCGAAGAGCUGGAGUCCUGGAACCUGCUGACUCGCAGCAACUACAACUUUCACUACAUCAGCCUGAGGCUGACCGUCCUCUGGGGGCUGGGCCUCCUGAUCCGCUACGGCAUCCUGCUGCCUCUCAGGGUAACCCUCGCCUUCACCGGUGUGGGCCUGCUCGUCUUCCUCACCUCUCUGAUUGGGCUCCUGCCAAAUGGAAGGAUGAAGAGCUUCCUCAGUGAGAAAGUGCAUCUGAUGUGCUACAGAAUAUGUGUCAGAGCUCUGACUGCUAUCAUAACCUAUCAUGACAGUGAGAAUAAACCCAAAAAUGGAGGCAUCUGUGUCGCUAACCACACUUCCCCGAUCGAUGUCAUCAUCCUGGCCAGCGACGGCUGCUACGCUAUGGUUGGCCAAAUCCACGGGGGAUUGAUGGGUGUUAUCCAGCGGUCCAUGGUCAAGGCCUGCCCUCAUGUCUGGUUCGAGCGCUCGGAAGUGAAAGACCGACACCUAGUGGCCAAACGGUUGAGUGACCACGUCCAAGACAAAACUAAGCUGCCUAUUCUCAUUUUCCCAGAGGGCACCUGCAUAAACAACACAUCAGUCAUGAUGUUCAAGAAGGGCAGUUUUGAUAUCGGCGCCACCGUCUACCCUGUGGCCAUUAAGUACGAUCCGCGGUUCGGAGAUGCCUUCUGGAAUAGCAGCAAGUUUGGAAUGGUCAACUACCUUCUACGUAUGAUGAGCAGCUGGGCCAUCGUCUGCAGCGUGUGGUACCUUCCUCCCAUGUCCAGAGAGGAGGGAGAGGACGCCGUACAGUUUGCCAAUCGUGUAAAAGCAGCCAUAGCCAGGAAGGGCGGACUGGUUGACCUCCUGUGGGACGGAGGUUUAAAGCGGGAGAAGGUAAAGGAUACCUUUAAAGAAGAGCAGCAAAAGCUGUAUAGCAAAAUGCUUGUAGGCACGCAAGAGGACCGCAGCCGCUCCUGAGGGGCCUUCACGGAGGUGGACUGACUCUGAGACUGCUCCGGGCAAAGCGGGCAGACCCCAGUGAUCCCUGACGGGUGGAAGAGCUGGACUGGAUUCUUCCCUCCUUGAUGUCAGCAGCGCUCCAUUCGGCUUCUUCAGUCACUGCCCAAGUCUGGCAUGUUAAGUUGUAUCACUGUUGGGUGGGUGGGGGUAUUUGGCGCCCCCUGUUGGACUAGCUUGAUAAAAGCCUCGCUAGCUAGAAGGUGGCGGCGGCGCGGCGUGAAGGGAAAGCCCUUCCUCUGUGGCUAUAUUUUACGAGGAAACAAAUGGUCAUCUAUAUUUGAUUUCUGUCUAUGUUUUGUCAAAACGUACUGAUUUUUUUUUUUUAAAGCUUUUUGUGUCACCUUGAGUUGAAGUUACAGAGGGAAUUACACUUGGAAUGUAGGAAAGAGAUAAUGUAGAUGAAAUCCAGCUUGUUCUAAUCCUGAAACCCGAGGGUGGGUUGUUGUUGUUGUUUCUCCUUUUCACGAGUGGCUAGUACCUCCACUGUAGGGCAAAAUGCCAAACUUUGUUACAUUUCAGAUAUUUUUAUGCGCUUCUUCCAGGAGGAAAACAUUCUAAUCUUGUACGUGAAGAUUAUUAUUUUAUUUUUUUUAAAUCCAAGUUGUAUCCACGCGUGGUUUUAUUCGGCGCUGCAUUGCAGAAAAGCUCCUCGUUUAUGUGUUUUCCAUGGAACGUGAGAGACCUCACAAUAUGAAGUGGAAAACCGUGCACCUACAGUUGCCCUUAUGCAGGUGUAUUGAUUUUUUUUUUUAAAUAUAAGGCAGAUACUCCUCUUCAAGUCAAUGCUGCAGCUUAACUGGAGUAAAGGAGCGCACAGUCUUUUCGUCAAGCAUUUGAGUUUAUAGUUGUGCCUUAAAGGCUCACGGCAUCGAAGUAACUGCACAGGAUCAAAAUACCCAUGACAGAAAGCUGUAAGCUACAGUCAGCUGAUUCAUAGUUAAACGCACGUUUCAACCUGACCGGGUUUUGUGCCGUUUCUGUAUUACCUCAUUUAUUUCAAGCAAAAGCUUUUGUCUUUAUUUUUUUUCUCUAAAUAUAGACCUUUUUUUUGUGCUAUUCUUUCCUCCUUCUUGGCAACCUCGUGGAGGUCUCUAGCUGUAGUUGGAGCUUUGCAUUAGGCUGGGAGGCGGCGCCACAGGCACGGUCUCUCCCAGAAACAUUGGUCUUGUUAGUUUGACGUUAUCAGGGACGGUCAUUUAGAUCCUGUCAAAUCAGUUCAUGGAAAUAAAUAUUUAAGAAUGGGA